CGGAUUUACACCUCACCUGUAAGAGAUAAGAAGGUGGAUAUGCAAGAUGGGUUCGAGAACCCCAUUUCUUCACUAAUCGACCAUGGAGUAUUCGGCGGACGAUGUCGCAGCGGCCACGAGUCUCCAACUAUUAACGUACCUAUACACGUCAAUUACGACGUUCUUGAUCUAUGAUUAUGCUUGUUCACUUCACGAAGAGUGGAAAUUUCUACUUCGGUCGCGCUGGAGCAAAAUCAAAGCCCUUUAUGUCAUUACACGAUAUCUCCCCUUUGUUCUCAUCGCCAUGUACAUAUGUUUGAAUUUCACCCAGAACGAGAGCCCCAACGAAUGUCGGACUUUGAUCAAUGUUUACUCAUCUUUCUGCCAGAUAUCACUCAUCUGCUCUGAAUGCUUUUUUGUGAUCAGAACAUAUGCGCUCUGGAACAACAAUAGGAUCAUACUCGCAGGCAUGCUGUCCGCUGUCUUUGCUAUUACCGUAGCAUUCCCCAGCAUUCGUUUUACCACUAUUGCCACCUCAUAUGUUACGGCCAGCAUGAUCACAGGCAUCCCAGGCUGCUACUGGAGUUCGAGCAGUAUCCGAUAUUUCAUUCCCUAUAUUCUCUUGUUUGUGUUUCAACUGGUACUGGUCUCCCUCACACUGGUGCGUGUCAUACAGAGCUGGCGGUCGGCCAAGGGUCAUCUGCACGCUGUCCUGGUGAAACACAACAUAUUCUACUAUGGAUGCGCUCUCUGUCUCUCAGCCAUGAACUUCCUCAUGCCGAUACUAUGUUCCGACUUCCCAUACAAUACCGUCCUCGAAGAUUUUCAGGUCUUUAUCCUUGCGAUCCUCGCCACGCGCAUGCACCUCUAUCUCUGGCAUAUCGACCGGGACGUGCACGGCUCUGACGCCCUCGUAUACAUUUCCAUGUCUGACAUGUCACCUACAAACAGUACGGUGUGAUGUCUUAUUGUGUUGCUUAUUCGUCAAGUUGGUGGGAUGAGGUUUGGGCUGCGGGAUGACUGGUCGGGGUGGCAUGGUCGUGUUUGGGACGCGCUCAACAGAACACUAAUACACAUAUAAUGUUACAAAGCUCUUAUUAAUAAU
Molecule: messenger RNA, 1084 nt
Organism: Suillus clintonianus
Lineage: Eukaryota; Fungi; Basidiomycota; Agaricomycetes; Boletales; Suillaceae
Exons: 15
Coding region: 83-940 (285 amino acids)
Source: RefSeq, a predicted model, not a curated record